Saprolegnia parasitica CBS 223.65 is the source of this 720-nucleotide messenger RNA. RefSeq lists its product as hypothetical. The transcript has 2 exons. Bases 1 to 720 code for a protein of 239 amino acids. The record is from RefSeq and is a predicted model, not a curated record. NCBI's taxonomy places the organism in Eukaryota, Oomycota, Saprolegniomycetes, Saprolegniales, Saprolegniaceae.
AUGGCGGCCAAUCGCGGCGACGAGCUCCCGCUCUUCCUCUCGUACGCAACCUUUGCCAACGUUGUGCGGCAGCAGUACAUUCGGCAAUGGCAUGCGCCCAUGCACGCCCUCUACGCUUCGUACGCUGACGCGCUCACCGCCCUUCUCGACCGCGCUGUAGCGUCCAGCACAAGUGUGGGUCCGCUGCAGCGGCAUAUCAAAGCGGUCGCCACGGACGUCGUGGCAUCGCUUGGCCGAGAGAUGGAAAAGACGUUGCAGGAAGCCCUCGCGAUGGAAGGACGGCCGUACACGGUGAACUCGGACGUGGUUGCUGCGUUCCAAACUCAGCGGUCGACGCCGCUGCUGUCGGCCCUAGACGCGCUUGCAGCCGAGACCGACGACGGACGCGUCUCAAUGGGCGCGGUCAAGGCUCUGGUGCAACUCCAUGCGAUGACCCACGAGUCACUCGACGACCUCCAGGCGCGCGACCUGCUCUGGGCGCUGCAAGCGUAUCUGCAGGUGGCCGCCAAGCGCUUCAGCGACAAGAUCCCGAUGCUGCUCCAAGCGCGCUUCUUGGCGCCGUUCAUGACCGAGCUCCGACAUCGACUGGCGACGACAGAGGCCACCGAUGCGGUCCUCGAACGGCUUUUGCGCGACGGAAACGCCACUGCCCGCGCCGAGCUCUCGGCCAAACUGCUCGCGCUCCAGCAGGCCAAGGCCGAGAUGCACGCUAUCGUCUGA